AGCGGCUCUUUGAUAAGUAUCAAUCAUCUUCAAGGUACCCGAGCCAUGUCACCCAUGGCAACGAGUUAUGACAAGGUGGUCAAGUUGGCUUGCAAGCCAAAGGCCGCACCCCCAAAGGCCAAGUACAUGGACCCCAUCAUUGCUGCAACUUGGUCCGAAGAUGGUGCAGUGCAUGAUGUGUGCAAAGCCUUGGCUCCCCGCUUCCGGGAACCAAACGCAGUCGUCGUCUUCAAAGCGCUCAUUGUCCUACACUCCAUGAUUCGCAAUGGGGCCACCGACAACGUUCUCUCCUAUCUGUCGUCGUCGGAUGUGUUGCGCCUGCGGAAUAUCUCUUCUGGGCACUGGGAAGGGUACAAUGCACCUGAGAACCUUCAAAAUUAUGCGACUUAUCUUGAUACCCGUAUUCGAGCUUACCACGAUCUCAAGCAUGAUGCUAUCCGUGUGCAGUCCGAGACAAACAGGGACCUGCGAAACUCUCAGGCGAUCGAGGAAGGACGUAUAGCGAAUGGCGAGAAAGCUCCCAGUACAAAGUCUACGCGACGACGGUUUGGAAGUAGCAAGAAGGAGCCCGUGGAAGAGAUCCCGGUUUCGACUGGAGUGCAGCGAAGCAAGACGGUGGCUGGAAGGAAGCUGAGGGUGAUGACGGUGGAGAAGGGUCUGCUGAGGGAGACAAAGAUUGUGCAGAAAAUGAUUGAUGCACUAGUGGAAUGUCGGUUCUACCUGGAUGACCUGGAGGAUGAGCUCAACAUUACGGCACUGCGUAUGCUCGUCAAGGAUCUGUUGAUUCUCUUCCAGGCGUGCAAUGAGGGUGUGAUUAAUGUGCUUGAGCAUUACUUUGAGAUGUCCCGAAUUGAUGCGCAAGAGGCCCUGGCCAUCUAUCGCCAUUUCUGCAAAGAGACGGAGCGUGUCGUUGAAUACCUCGGAGUUGCGAAGAAACUUCAGAACUUGCUCAGCGUCCCUAUUCCUAACCUAAGACAUGCGCCUGUCUCUCUUGCAGGUUCACUGGAAGAAUAUCUCAACGACCCUAACUUUGAGCAGAAUCGUAUUGAAUACAAGACUAACAAGGAAGCGGCUGAUAGGAAUGCGAAGACGGGUGUCAGGGGACCGAUCAAACCGGCUGAAAAGAGUGAAUCACCGAAACCUUCAUCUGACACGUCGACCGCUCAGCCGUCGACGUCAACAUCUGCCCCUCCAGCUGCCAAAUCGAGCAGUCAAACCAUGGUCGACUUCUUUUCAGCGAUCGAAGGGGAGCAACAGUCCAUGUUUAACCCUCAGACGAACAGCCCGACUUCUCAUUAUUUCCAGCAGCAGGCCGCAUACAACCCUUUCGUGCAACAGCAGAUGAUGACAGGCGCACCUUUCGGCCAGAUGCCUCAGCAGCAGGCAAUGUUGCAUAUGCAAGCUACCGGGAUGUUCCCCCAACAGCAACCUCAGCCUACAAAUCCGUUUGGUUUACAGCCUUCUCAGUCACAGCCGUUUGGGAACUUCUUGCAGGCGCAACCUACUGGCUUCCUACAGCCACAGGCAACGGGUGCUGCCAACCCGUUCCGCCAAAGCAUGGCAUUUCCAGGUGUGAUGGGUCAAGCUCCCGGCAUGCAGCAGCAACAGCAGCAUCCUCAGCAACAGAUGGGUGGUCCGUUUGCAAACACGAACCCGUUCCCAGCUGGUCUGGCUCCUAUGCAGACUGGUGUCCCUCCUAACAAUACUGGGUUCCAAUCGGCCAACAACCCAUUCCCCACUCAAGCUCAGAAUCCGUCUCCGAACCAGAACCCAUUUCCCCAACUGCACCAAACACAAUCUUCGAACCCGUUCCCAAACGCACAGCCACAAGGUUCAAAUCUUUUCGGAGCUACCCAACCGCAAUCGCAAACGACAGGUCCAUUCGGAGGUCCAAGUCCCUUCGCUGCGAACUCCACCGGGCCCUCAUCCUCAACACCGUCAUUCCCCCUCGUUUCGCCAUCUGCACAAGCACCUAAUUCCUCAUCGCCGUCAUUUGGCCCUGCACGACCCAUGUCAACGCCGCUUAAAGCGCCAAGCUCAUCCGAACUUCAGCCCGUCAAGACGCACCAGACUGGUUCGAGGAAUCCGUUUGGGGCACCAGCGCCGUCUCCGCCGCCUGUACCGAAAGUUCCAACAUUGAUGGAGUUAGCCAUGGGUAUGAGUGGUAGUCAGAACCAGGCGCAACAGCAGCAACAACAGCAACAACAGCAACAGCAACAAUUUGGUAAUCAGCGGUCACAGUCUACGGGUUUGACAGCAACGCCAACUGGGAUUGGUGGUGGAUGGGGAAGCACGGGAGGUCAGGGCAGUUCUGUGAUGUCCAGCAUUGCGUCCUCCUUUACUGGUAAUGCGUUAAACAAAUCGCCUCCAACGCGAUCAUAUACACUCUCCUCGUUCCCUACUGGCACAGCGUCGUCAGGGCCGACAGCAACAGGUUCUACAUUCUCGUCCUCUCUGUUCUCAUCUCAAGCUACUGGUACAUCUUCCUCGUCACCCACGUCUCCAUCGGGACCUUCGAUAUCCGUCUCGCCGCCACACAUGCAGCCCCUGCAACCACAGACCACAGGAUUUACCGGUCUCAAAGCAUUCAAACCAUCUUCGUCGUUUGGCGCGCAAUUGCUUGAGUCUCUUCCGCCGGUGCCUUCUUCUGCACCAAUAAGUCCAGGCCAGUCAAGUUCAUCCGCCUUUAGUAACCCUUCGUUGAAUGGAAGUGCGACUGGCAACGCUCAACCUAAUGGGAUGAACAACUUCGGUACCAAUUCUACUGGGUUGAGUCCAGGAGUUGGUUUAAGACCUCAUGCUACAGGCGCUGCUGGCGUGGCCAACCCUUUCCGCGCAUCGAUGUUCUCGACAUCACCCGGGGGUCCUUUCGGCGCAGGUGGAGCCGGAUCUUCCUCACUGUCCAAUUCCAACUCAUUACCGGCGUUCGCAAACAUGCCGACAGGGAUGGGUAGUCAGUUCACGGGUAAUCCUGGCUCCGGAGGAGGCAUGGGUGCGAACCUUUUCGGUUCGGGACCUGCGUUUGGGAACUUUGGUCAAGACCCGGGCAAGUCUCAGCAACAGCAGCAGCAGCAGCAGCAGCAACAGAAUGGACACACAUCUUUGAUUUGAUUAACUCAGCAGUCAUUCCUUACAUACACCUAUCCCCCGUCUCAUGACUUAUACACACGCAUACCAAGCGUCCGAUCCUUCUGAAUCCGUUUCUCCGUUCCUUCAUCUCACAUUGCUAUCUCUCUUUUUAGUCACGCACCGCUUAUUCCUUGUGCUAUUGUUUUCGAUUACGAUUAAUAUGGUUUGGUCGGUAGUAUUUAAUGACUCGUCAUCGUUGGCCUCUCAUACCUCUCACAUUUGUGUCAGUAGCUGCGCAUUCUCAAUUAUUUUCCUCUCCUGCUACCCGUGAUAUCGAUGUGCUUCACUUUCGGAUAAAUUUGCGAGCUCUCAUUAAUGAAUCAGCUUGGUAGAAGUUAUCGAGUUCAUUAAUGGGGGCAUACAUCAUAGUGUCAUAGUCAUGGCUAAACGGACUUUUGAUAUAUUUCAAGAAUGUGAGCAU
Messenger RNA from Somion occarium, 3550 nucleotides. The record is from the annotation of a GenBank genome assembly. NCBI's taxonomy places the organism in Eukaryota, Fungi, Basidiomycota, Agaricomycetes, Polyporales, Cerrenaceae.